Messenger RNA from Lachancea meyersii CBS 8951, 1458 nucleotides. The record is from the annotation of a GenBank genome assembly. NCBI's taxonomy places the organism in Eukaryota, Fungi, Ascomycota, Saccharomycetes, Saccharomycetales, Saccharomycetaceae.
AUGGUUCGUUUGGGUCCAAAGAAGCCUCCUGCUAGAAAGGGCUCCAUGGCCGAUGUUUCGGCCAACCUGCUAGAACAGAUCGAAAAAUUCGAAGACAUGUUCACUGUCAAGGCCGACAAGUUGAAGGAAGUCACGGAGCAUUUCGUCGAAGAAUUGAACAAGGGUCUGUCCAAAAAGGGCGGAAACAUCCCCAUGAUUCCAGGCUGGGUCAUGGACUUCCCAACCGGUAAAGAAAAGGGUGACUACCUGGCCAUCGAUUUGGGUGGAACCAACCUGCGUGUCGUCUUGGUCAAGCUCGGAGGAAACCGUGAUUUCGACACCACGCAGUCCAAGUACAAGCUGCCCUCGCACAUGCGUACCGGGUCUGCCGACGCCCUGUUCUCGUUCAUCGCAGACAGCUUGAAGACCUUCUUGGACGAGGAAUUCCCCCAGGGUGUGCCUCACACCCUACCUCUAGGUUUCACUUUCUCCUACCCAGCCUCCCAGGACCGUAUCAACGAAGGUUUCUUGCAGAGAUGGACCAAGGGUUUCGACAUCGACGGUGUCGAGGGCAAGGACGUGGUUCCUAUGUUGCAAGAGCAAUUGAAGAAGCGCAACAUCCCUAUCGACGUCGUGGCUCUCAUCAACGACACCACCGGUACUCUAGUCGCUUCCAUGUACACCGACCCUGACACCAGAAUGGGCUGUAUCUUCGGUACCGGUGUCAACGGUGCCUACUUCGACGUCUGCGGUGGCGUCGAGAAGCUCGAGGGCAGACUCAGCGACGAUUUCGACGCCGAAACCCCAAUGGCCAUCAACUGUGAAUACGGCUCCUUCGACAACGAGCUCGUCACCCUCCCAAGAACCAAGUACGACAUCUUGAUCGACAAGCAGUCCCCAAGACCAGGCCAACAAAGUUUCGAAAAGAUGACCUCCGGUUACUACCUCGGUGAGUUGCUGCGUCUCGGUUUGCUGGACCUAACCCAGCAGGGUUUGAUCUUCGCCGGCCAGGACUUGACCAAGCUCGAGAAGCCUUACAUCAUGGACACCUCUUACCCAGCCAGAGUUGAAGAAGACCCAUUCGAGAACUUGGAGGACACCUUCGACAUCUUCAAGAACGAGCUCGGCAUCGAGACCACCUCCGCCGAACGCAAGUUGAUCAGACGUCUCUGUGAGCUGAUCGGUACCAGAGCCUCCAGAAUGUCUGUCUGCGGUAUUGCUGCUGUUUGCAAGAAGAGAGGCUACAAGACUGCUCACAUUGCUGCCGAUGGUUCCGUCUUCAACAUGUACCCAGGUUUCAACGAGAGAGCUGCCUCCGGUUUGAGAGACAUCUUUGACUGGGAAGAAAAGAAGAACAUCAGCGAAUAUCCAAUCGUCAUUGUCGCCGCCGAAGAUGGUUCCGGUGCUGGUGCCGCCAUCAUUGCCGCGUUGACAGAAAAGAGACUAGCUGCUGGCAAGGCUGUUGGUGUUCUCAACUAA